GGUUUGGAGGUUUAGGUAGGGCUACACAGGGCAGGUCCUAGUGAAACUGGAUGCCUGAAAGGGAUUUGGCAAGUCUACAGAAGCUUUGAACACAGUGGGAGACACAGUACCCUGUGUUGGAGUCUGGAGGUAGAUUUUCCAGUUUCUCAGCACUGCUUAUGCCCCCUAGAGGCAGUCCAGGGUGCUGGGGCACAUGCCCAUCAUGUGGCCACCCUCAGGGGGAGGGGCUCUGGGAACGAGUUAAAAGAUUCAGAGAAAGGCCCUAUUCUUCCCUGGACCUCAGCUUACUCUUGCUUGGGGAGGCAGGGGACCAAGAAGUUGGGAGGUGCCAAGUUUAGAAAUGUCUCUAUCUGAGCCACUUCCUGGGAAGAGUCAGGGAGAGCAGCAGAAAGCUAGGCUGUUUCACACUGGUAGUGAGACUCUGUGAGCAGAGCUCAGGGCUUUAGCCAAGAAGCAUCUCGACUCUGCCUGUGCCAUGCCUAGGCUGAUCUGUUCAGCCAGAAAGAGGGCAAGUGUGAAGGAAGAUCGGAGAGUGUCCAGAUGGAAAGAAGCAGGUGUGAGGGCCGUCAGAGACUCAUGAUGACACCAUGAGCUGAGUAGGACACAGGAAGGCUGAUACCAGCUGGAGCUGAAGCCUCCACUGACUGCUUCCUACUUCCUGGACAAGACUAUGCCCACUCAGGGGCCCCAGAAGAGGCUUCUGGGUUCUCUCAACUCCACUUCUACAGCCACCCCUCACCUUGGACUGGCCACCAACCAGACAGGGCCUUGGUGCUUGCAGGUACCUAUCCCGGACGGCCUCUUCCUCAGCCUGGGGCUGGUGAGUCUGGUGGAGAAUGUGCUGGUUGUGAUAGCCAUCACCAAAAACCGCAACCUGCACUCGCCCAUGUAUUGCUUCAUCUGUUGUCUAGCCCUGUCUGACCUGAUGGUGAGUAUAAGCAUCGUUCUGGAGACUACUAUCAUCUUGCUGCUGGAGGCAGGGGCCCUGGUGACCCGGGCUGCUUUGGUGCAACAACUGGACAAUGUCAUUGACGUGCUCAUCUGUGGCUCCAUGGUGUCCAGCCUUUGCUUCCUUGGUGUCAUUGCCAUAGACCGAUACAUCUCCAUCUUCUAUGCACUGCGUUAUCACAGCAUUGUGACAUUGCCCCGGGCACGACGGGCCAUCGUGGGCAUCUGGGUGGCCAGUAUCUUCUUCAGCACCCUCUUUAUCACCUACUACAAUCACACAGCUGUCCUGAUUUGCCUUGUCACAUUCUUUCUAGCCAUGCUGGCACUCAUGGCAAUUCUGUACAUCCACAUGCUCACUCGAGCAUGCCAGCAUGCUCAGGGGAUAGCCCAGCUACAAAAGAGACAGCGCUCCGCCCGCAAAGACUUCUUCUGCCUUAAGGGCGCAGCCACCCUUACUAUCCUCUUGGGAAUUUUCUUCCUGUGCUGGGGCCCCUUCUUCCUGCAUCUCUCACUUAUCGUCCUCUGCCCUCAGCACUCCACCUGCAGCUGCGUCUUUAAGAACUUCAACCUCUUCCUCAUUCUCAUCAUCUUCAGCUCCACCGUUGACCCCCUCAUCUAUGCGUUUCGCAGCCAGGAACUCCGCAUGACACUCAGGGAGAUGCUGCUGUGCUCAUGGUGAGCAGGGAGGUGGCUUUUGGUCUUAUGGCCAGGGUGCUAGGCAGAGGGUGACAAUGAUAUCCAGUGGCCUGUAUCCUGUGAGACCACAGGUAUCAUCCCUUCCUGAUCUCCAUCUGUCCAAGGGUGAACUAGAUGAACUUUAACAUAGAAACAAACUGCCUGGGACCAGGAAAAGGGGUAAAUGUGACUGCAAGGGUCAUCCAGGGUAGCUGUGGGAAAUGGAAGAGGCAGUGGGUGGGGAUUCUAGCUCUGGGCAAGGGUCAGACCACAGGCUCCUAAAGAGACAGUCCCAGCCUCCGCAGAGCUUCACUUCUACCCACUG
This is a messenger RNA of Phodopus roborovskii (desert hamster), 1948 nucleotides long. It is a transcript of the gene Mc1r, whose product is annotated as melanocortin 1 receptor. The transcript has a single exon. Gene Ontology annotation, biological process: G protein-coupled receptor signaling pathway. Gene Ontology annotation, molecular function: melanocyte-stimulating hormone receptor activity. Bases 671 to 1627 code for a protein of 318 amino acids. Gene Ontology annotation, cellular component: membrane. The record is from RefSeq and is a predicted model, not a curated record. NCBI's taxonomy places the organism in Eukaryota, Metazoa, Chordata, Mammalia, Rodentia, Cricetidae.